Messenger RNA from Podospora pseudocomata, 3315 nucleotides. RefSeq lists its product as uncharacterized. The record is from RefSeq and is a predicted model, not a curated record. Gene Ontology annotation, molecular function: transmembrane transporter activity. Bases 845 to 2347 code for a protein of 500 amino acids. Gene Ontology annotation, cellular component: membrane. The transcript is spliced from 4 exons. Lineage: Eukaryota; Fungi; Ascomycota; Sordariomycetes; Sordariales; Podosporaceae. Gene Ontology annotation, biological process: transmembrane transport.
UGUCCUGUGGAGGGUGGCAUCCGUCCGUGGCGUCUGGUGCCAGCGCCAUACAUAUAACAUGCUUCAGCAGUUGAAAGCCUCCUCCGCAACUCAAUUCCGGUCAUGCAUUGUUGUCUCGACGGUAUAGCGGCAUCCCCAGGCUCCACGAGGUGACAGAUCGACCAAUUGCGUGUUAACGAACCAGCUGCUCGCUUGCCAUCCCAACACCACCACACCUUGAUAACACCCACGUAGCAUUUCCUGCACGCCAAACACCACCCUCUCUGCACCUUCUGCUUACAGAGACACGCUGGGAUUGGUCGUUCGUGGCCUCACUUCCCGACAGAAGACCCGGAACAAAGAUCCUUUUCGAUAUUCGGGAGUGCAUCGCGCUGAUCGCCCGCUCGGUGAUAUCGGUGUGGCCCCCGCAUCCAAUAGAGCGGACAAUACGUCAACGAAUAACGGUCAAGUGACUGGAAGAGGAAGUUGAGACUGACGCCUUCACUCCACACCAACCAGAAUCUGUUUUCUGCUGGGGGAAAAAAAUGGACACCAUGGGUUCGUGACUUCCCCCUCACUUCUCCGCCGUCUGACUUUGAACAUUAAAUACACAACUCCCAUCCCGCAUCAUCCAAGCAAUUGAUUCCCGCUCAUUCCUCUUCUUCAUGAUUUAUUGCCCUCCCACCAUCAACGGUAGCGUACUUUUCAAGCACCGUUGCUCAAAGCCCCGCUGAAUCCCGUCUUUCCGGUCCACUGGACCGUCGUUUCAAACCAAACUUGAUAGUUUGUGUCGGCUAACACAAUCUGGGCUCUCACAGCAGCCAACGACAUCGUCACAUCAAAAGAAAGGCUAGUCCUGGAGCAGAUGAUUAGUAUGAGUGACGACAGAGAGAAAGACUCCAUCAGCGAGGCUCAGCGAAGCCACGACGAAGGAAUGGAGUUUCCAGAAGACCCAGACGCUCAUCUCACGGCGGCCGAGAAGGCCGAAGUGGACCGCAAGUUACUCUGGAAGCUAGAUAAGAAACUGAUGCCUUGGCUUUGUUUCCUUUACCUCCUCGCCUUUCUCGACAGAACGAACAUUGGCAAUGCUAAAAUCGCCGGUCUCUCUGAAGACCUCGGCCUCACCGUCUCGUCUUACAAUGCCACCCUCACCAUCUUUUUUGUGUCGUACGCCGUCUUUGAACCUAUCACCAAUAUCAUGCUAAAACGAUACCGGCCCUCGGUCUUCAUCCCCAUCAUCAUGGUGCUCUGGGGCGCAAGCAUGCUAGGAAUGGGCUUCGUCAAAAACUGGUCCGGCCUCAUGUGCGCCCGCUGGUUCCUCGGCCUCACCGAAGCGGGCCUCUUCCCCGGCGUGAAUUACUACCUCUCGUGCUGGUACAAGCGUUCUGAAUUUGGCCUACGCGCUGCCGUCUUCUUCUCGGCAGCUGCCUUGUCCGGCUCGUUCGGUGGUUUACUCGCUGCUGCCAUCGAGAAUAUGCACGGCAUCGCUGGCCUCCCAGGCUGGGCCUGGAUUUUCAUUCUGGAGGGCCUCCUUACCAUCAUCGUCGGUAUCAUGUCCUUCUGGCUAGUCUACGACUUUCCCACCGAAGCCAAGUUCUUGUCUGAAGUUGACAGAGCGAGAGUUGUCAGGAGGCUAAAGUUUGACAAGCAGAGCUCGGCGGAGAAUGAAAAGUACACCAACAGUGCGCUGUGGGAGAGUCUGAAGGAUUGGAAAAUGUGGCUCGGGAUGGUGAUUUACAUGGGGUGUGACAUGCCGCUUUACGCGUUUUCUCUGUUCCUGCCGACGAUUAUCAGCGAUAUGGGUUGGAACACGUCUGUCAUUCGAGCGCAGCUUAUGAGCGUGCCCCCGUAUGCAGCAGCUGCUAUCCUGACGGUUGUUAUCGGUUUCAUCGCCGACAGGACAAGACAGAGAGGCCUAUGCAACAUUCUGGUCUCAGUCUUGGGGGUGGCGGGCUUCGCAAUGUUACUGGCGAGCGAGGAUGCAGCGGUCAAGUAUGUCGGCACGUUUCUCGGAGCGUUGGGGAUCUACCCUUGCAUAUCGAACACUAUCUCGUGGAUGGCAAACAACACCGAGGGGGUUUACAAGAGGGGGGUGGUGAUGGGGUUUGUGAUUGGGUGGGGAAAUCUGAACGGGGUGGUGAGCAGUAAUAUCUUCUUCAACGGGCCGAGAUUUGUGGAGGGACACGCGGUGAUUAUUGCGUACAUGGCUGUCUUCCUCUUUGGGGGGUCGGUGUUGAUGACGGUGCUGUUGAGGAGGGAGAAUGCGAAACGGUUGAGGGGGGAGAGGGAUUACCUGGUGGAGGGGAUGAGCGAGAAGGAGAUGGAGAGAUUAGGAGACAGGAGGCCGGAUUUUAUUUAUACGGUUUGAGGAGGUUGAAUGAAGGGAGGGAGAGGGAGAGGUGGAAGACGAUGAAGAUACCAUUUUGCUGUUUUUUUUUUUUGGUUGCUGGUAGGCAUUGCCUGUUGUGUCUUGAGGCUUCAACACCUUUCACCGCACAUUCGAAAUAUUUUGGGCCUUUUUAUCUGGUAUUAUUUCUCCGCGGCAGUAAAAAAAUGGAGUGGUUCUUUUCUUGUUCGCUCUGUCUUUUUAUUUUAUUUUACAUUUUAUACAUGAGCAAUCAUGACACAACCACCAUCUAUCUUCAUGGACUCCCCCCCUCUCUCUCUCUCUAUGCACAUGUGAAGUGAUGUCUGCUUGACCGACGCUACGCAGAUUGCAGUCACAGGUCACAGUCACACGGUCCACAGUCGUGAGCUGAGAGGGUCUGGUGGUCCUGUAUCCAGACGGGGAAAAUUGGAGGCAUCACAUGUGGAUGUGAAUCCCUCAGUUUGGAGAGGGACGGUAACGUCGGAAAGCACGACAUGUGGUUUUCCCACUGGCUAGUUGUACAGAGGGCAUGUGUAGGACAGGUUGGGAGAAAGAGGUUUCGGUUCGGGAAGAACUCAGGUACUCAAGUUAGCUCAGAGAGUGACGGUAGGAAACAUGGCGGGAGAAUAGGUGCACAUGUUAGCUGCACCCAAGGUGAUUGCUUGGUUGCGGUAUGGCUUUGGUGGUGUAAAUUCUGGGAGGUGUUGUAAACUUCUCUUCACUCAAGAACAAGAAAGUCGCAUUGGUCCUCAUGGAAUGUAUGGUUUGAUGGGAUACAAUCUACCCAGCAUCCAGGUGUGGGUUUGUUCAGUGUACGGAGGAUUACUCCUGACGGGAGACCAUCACAUUUGAGGGGUAACAGCUUGCCAUGGCUAGUAGUACAGUCUUAGAGUACUACUGCCCAACCUGAGGAGACAGCUUGCUUAGCCCGUUUUGUAAAUAAAGAGGCUCGCGGCCCGGUCGAAAGG